This is a messenger RNA of Caenorhabditis angaria, 4069 nucleotides long. The record is from the annotation of a GenBank genome assembly. Lineage: Eukaryota; Metazoa; Nematoda; Chromadorea; Rhabditida; Rhabditidae.
AUGACGUCGUCGACUGGUGAGAGUUCUAAUCUGAGCAAUGCAAAAAACAAAUCGCUUGAUUUUCAGUGGCUUCAGAGUCGGGCUCAAACGAUUCGCUCAAAUCAACAACGACAAAAACUUCGGAGGCAUCGACGAAAAAAGAGCCAACGAAAUCGGCGGAGAAGCGCGAAGAGGAUGGAUUUGCGAAUCCGUUCGAAUUUGUGCUAACUGCACUUGGUUUGGCUGUUGGGCUUGGAAAUAUUUGGCGUUUUCCAACAAGAGCUUUUAAUAAUGGUGGAUGUGAGUUGGAAAUUGGAGAGGGUUAGAAUAAGCACGGCGUUUUGGAUUUUGAGAAAUUUGAAUAUUGAAGGAGAGGCUCUUUCGAUCGAGGUCACGUCAAGUUUUCACGUUUUUUUUUACUGUUGAAAACUUUUUCAAAAGUAAGCCAGAGUGCAAUUUCAGAAAAACAAUUUCUAGGCACGCCUGCUUGACAAUUAGACUCUCUAGGAGAGACUACUUGGGACCUUGAGUUUCUAGGCGCUGCUCCUUCACAAUCGAAUUUUCUAGGCGUGGUUACUUGACAACUAGGGCUUCUAGGCUUGGCCACUUGGCAAAUCAGCUCUCAAGUCUUGGCUUCUAGCCGGAGUAGUUCUCUAGGCGCCGGUCCUAGACAAUUAUGUUCUAUAGGCUCGGCUGCUUGAACUCUAAAGGCUUCCGUGUGUGAAAAAUCAUCUGGUAAUCUCAGAAGUUCAGAAUUCAGAACACCUUAGCCAAGAUCUAGAACUAUACAAAAGAAAAUCAUAAUUUCAAAAUUUUCAGCCGCAUUUCUCAUACCAUAUAUAAUAUGUGCAAUAACUUUCGGACUUCCCGCGAUUUAUCUCGAAUUCCUCGUUGGCCAAUAUCAAAGAGCAUCACCACCAAUCGUCUUUCGUCGCAUCAAACCAAUUCUCGAAGGAAUUGGAUGGGGAUGUGCUUUUGUCUCAACAAAUGUCGCCAUUUAUUACAUUGUUAUUAUUGCCUGGGUCGGAAUUUAUAUUGUAAAUCUAUUCCGUGGUCAUAUCAAUAUUUGGAACAAUUGUGAUAACGCCUGGAACAAUGUAUCAACUUGUAUUGAUAUGGUUGCUCAAAAACAGUGUCGCACAUCAAAUCCACCAGGAUGGAAUUUGACUGGCACCGAAACGCAUCGCCCUGAUGAAUUUAUAUUUUUGAAUGGAUCUUGUGUUGAUAAAUCACUUCACACUGGUGUCAAAUUCAUCUCAGCACCCGAACAAUAUUUAUAUGUGAAUAUUAUUCAAAGAUCGAAUGGUCUUUUGGAUAUCAAUCAUAUUAAUUGGCAAGUUUUUGGUUCAAUCACUAUUUGUUGGGUGCUUACCGCUCUGUUGAUUUGGAAAGGAAUGAAGAUGCUUGGAAAAGUUUCAUACGUAGGUUUUGAAUAGGAAUUCAUGUUUUCUAGUGAUUUCAAGCCGCUGAUCACGAACUUCUAAUAUAAGUUAUGACGUGGCAACGUUGGAGAAUUACGAAAAAUUGGGAAUCUUCUGCUGAUCUUCAUCCCGUUGCCAAAAAUUGAAAAACUCUCCUCCUAAUAUGAGCUAUGACGUGAUAAAUUCAGAAUUAUCGGAUGUUCAAGCUUUGCCACGUCAUAACCCAUAGUAGGAGUUGAGUUUUGCAAAUUUUGACAUCGGAAUUGUGCUCAGCGGGUUAAAAACUACUAGAAACCAUAUAUUUCAUCACAAAAUAAGUUAUGACGUGGCAAAGUUUGAAGAUUUCGGAUAAUCAAUGUUCCAAGACCCGAUUUUUCGGAAUCUUCCAGCUUUGCCACGUCAUAACCCAUAGUAGGAGUUGAGUUUUGCAAUUUUAUAGCCAACAAAUUUAUUUCAGUUCCCUUUUUGCAGAUUACUGUAGUUCUUCCAUACAUUCUCGUAGUUGUUCUUUUUGUUCGUGGUGUCACCUUGGAAGGCGCUUCAACCGGACUCUAUUAUUAUUUCCUGAAUCCAGAUUAUUCAAAAAUCAUGUCGCCAAGAACCUGGUCCGAAGCAUUGAAACAAUUGUGUUUCUCACUUUCAUUAGGACACGGUGGUUUAAUGAGUAUGGCCUCCUACAAUCAUCCGAAAAGUAAUUGCCUUCUCAACGCAUUUAUUGUGAUUGCCGGUGAUACAAUGAUGAGUGUUAUUGGCGGUGCAGCUGUGUUUUCGACUCUUGGAUUUUUGGCGAAUCAAAGAAAUGUGACAGUUCCCGAAGUUGUUGAGAGUGGCAUCUCGUUGGCAUUUGUUGUCUAUCCUGAAGCAUUAUCUCAAAUGCCACUUCCAUGGUUGUGGGCUGGAUUAUUCUUCAUUAUGUUGUUCUUGUUGGGAAUGAGCUCGGAAUAUGGUUAGUGUGGGAGCUUUUGAAGCGGGCCGGGUUUUGAGAAAAAUUCUGAACUAGAAAUUUCACCGCGUGAAUUUUGGAACCAAAAAGAUUCUGGUUUACUGUAGUUUUGAGCACCAGAAAUUUGAAUUUUUUUAAAAAUCAGACUGAUUUUAAGGAUUUCCAAACAAAUUCUUUAAAAAUUAUUCUUGGCAGAAAUUUUACCACGUGGCUUUUUAGCGCUAAAAAUUUGAAAUUCAAAAAAAAAUGGCCCUAAACACCAGGUUGCAGUAAUUUCAAAAAAAAUUGUUUUUAAAUUUUUCUGGCAGAAAUUGAGCCACGUGGCUUUUUAGCGCUAAAAAUUUAAAAUUAAAAAAAAUAGGUCCUAAACACCAGGUUACAGUAAUUUCAAAAACAAAUUCUUUAAAAAUUAUUCUUGGCAGAAAUUUCACCACGUGGCUUUUUAGCGCUAAAAAUUUGAAAUUCAAAAAAAAAUGGCCCUAAACACCAGGUUACAGUAAUUUCAAAAAAAAAUUAUUUUUAAAUUUUUCUGGCAGAAAUUGAGCCACGUGGCUUUUUAGCGCUAAAAAUUUAAUAUUCAAAAAAUGGCCCUAAAAAUCAAACCACAGUAAUUUCAAAAAAAUUUCAGAAUAAACUAUUUUACCACGUGGUGUUUUGGCCCUGGAAAACUAAAAUUCGAAAAAAAUUGGCCCUAAAAAUUAGGCCACAGUAAUUUCAAAAAAAAAUUGUUUUCAAUUUUUUGGCAAAUUUUACCACAUGGAUUUAAAAAAAAGGAACUUUUCUAGAAUCGCUAAAAAGAAAAUCGAAUUUUUCUCAAAAAAAUCAGACCUGGCUCGAUUUCUCUGAUCUUCUAAAUCUCCCGAUUUUUCCAGCAUUGACCGAAGUAUUCUGCACCUGCCUCUAUGAUCAAUUCCCAAAACUUCGCACUAAAAAAUUGCUGGUCGUCACCCUUUGGUGCACUCUUCUCUACGUAAUUGGUCUCAUAUUUUCAAGCGAUGCCGGUUUCUAUUGGUUCGAAUUAUUUGAUGAAUUCGGCGCUGGUUUCGCAUCAGUUCUUUCAGUCACAAUUGAAAUCAUUGUUCUAAUGUACAUCUACGGACAUCGUCAUAUGAAAACCGAUAUUGUUGAAAUCUGGGGUGAGGCAAGAACCAAGUUUGGAAAGUAUUUCGGAGCGAAUUCACCAUAUUGGCGUUUUAAUUGGAUGUUUAUGAGUCCAAUAAUUGGUGGUGUUUUGUGUGGUUUGUGUGUUUGGAGAGAUUAUCCAUAUAAUGGAGAUGGUGUUAAAUAUCCACCAUUAUUCGAUUAUAUUGGCUGGUUUAUUGCAUUAAUUCCCGGUUCAAUGAUUAUCAAUUUCGCCAUUAUAAAUAUGAUGAGAUUCCAAAAAGCUGGAUAUCCUCUUAAAACUGUUUUCAUGCUUCAAAAACAGCAUAAAUCGUAUCCACGUAUUUCGGAAGGUUUUACCGAAAAGCAAAAAGAAGACGCGAAAUUGUUGCCAGAAUAUGAGCCAUGGGAUGUUAAUAAUAAUAACAAGAGAGCGAGUUUGUCGGAUAAAAGUGUUGAAGAGGGAAAAAGUUUGAAGGAUAAUUCGAAGGCGUCGGUGAAAAGUGUUAAGCAAGAGUUGCAGGAUAUUCGGAAAGAUAUGAAGAGUAUGAAAGAGCAAAUUGAUGAUAUGAAGGAGGAAUUGACUAUGGGACCAAUGGCUACGAAAUCGACAUCGAAAAAUUAA